UCCGAGCGCUUUUAGGCGAGGCUCCCGCUGCUCCUAAGCGCAGCGGUUCCUCGGGGCCUUCUAGGAACUAUAGAAGAUUUCCCCGGAGCCAGAGGAAGACCGAGUAGCGAGCUCGGGGCAGGAUCGGAGGGACCGGAGCCCGCCCGGAGCCCGCGAAGGCUCGCGGCUGUCCAGCAGCCGGGCGAGGCCGCCGGGCAUCACGGGGCUGCAGGCCUCGGGGCGGGCAUCCUGGGAAGGAGAGGUGUGAGCAUGCAAAAAUCGGAUCGCAAGCGAGGAGCUGGGACUGGUCCACUCAGAGCUGCUCCUGGGCGUGCGUUCCCUCGAGCAGUUGCUUCGUGUGUGAUGCUGGCUGCAGGGUCCUUUCCUUCCACAAUGUGUCUGUGACUGACCCCAUUCUUCCUCACCCAGCCCUUCGAUCAUCAUUCCUGGCCCUUUCUUGAGAGCACCUGAAAAUGGACAGUUCCCAGAGAUCAAUUUCCUUCAAGGAUUUGACUGUGGCCUUCACCCACCAGGAGUGGCGGUACCUGAGCCCCGCGCAGCGCCUCCUGUACAGGGACGUGAUGCUGGAGAACUACAGGAACUUCAUCUCAGCGGGGUUUUGUGUUAGCAAACCAGAUGUGAUCUUAAAACUGGAGCAAGGCAAAGAGCCUUGGAUAGUGGAAGAAUCGCCAAGUCAGAGCCAUGCAGGGAAGUGUGAAGACCGAACAGAAGAUGACGAUGCCUUAGAGAAGGACAAGGGAAUACAAGACAAGCAUUUGAAGCCAGUUUUAGCCUGCAGUAACAAAACAAUGCCAGAAAAAGCUGCUCUGUUUGAGAAAACAGUUGCUCCAGACAUGAAUACUGUUUCUUCAGAAAAAAUGCUUCAUAAGUAUGAUCCAGGUGGAAAUGACUUGAAAACUAAUUCAGAAAAAACUGUCGCAAAGCAAAGCAAAGCAAAUGCAAAGGUACUUGCUGAGCCCCAUGGGUAUGAGAAGCCACCGCUCCACACGAAGGCUGACAAAGGCCAUUCUGGGACAGAACAGGACAAACAAAAUGAGAUUAGGGACGUUAGGGGUCAGGGUGAAGAUCUUACCAAAGACCAGAAUGUCCAGUCUGUAAGUCAACCCUCCGAACACGACAAGGGCGGGAAGGGCGGGAAGCCCACCCUCCAGCAGUCAGCCCCCUCUGCGGGAAUGGAGGAGUGUGCGGAGAGGAAGCGGAACGAGUGUGCAGAGUGCAGGAAAACCUUCUCGAAGAGGUCCACCCUCAUUGUGCACCAGAGGAUUCACACGGGAGAGCGGCCCUACGCUUGCAACUACUGUAGGAAAACGUUCCGUAUAAAGGCAAGCCUCACUCGACACCAGCGGAUUCACACUGGGGAGAGACCCUAUAAAUGCAAAGAGUGUGGGAAAGCCUUCAUCGACAAGUCUGCCCUCAUCGUGCACCAGAAAAUCCACGGCGGGGAGAAGUCCUAUGAGUGUAACGAGUGCGGGAAGACCUUCUUUCGGAAGUCAGCCCUGGCUGAGCAUUUCCGAUCACACACCGGGGAGAAGCCUUACAAAUGCAAGGAGUGUGGGAACGCCUUCGGAAAGAAGUCCUACCUCAUUGUGCACCAAAGAACCCACCGAGGAGAGAGGCCCAACGAGUGUAAGGAGUGUGGGAAAACCUUUUUCUGUCUGUCAGCCUUGACGGCGCACCAGAGAAUCCAUACAGGGGAGAAACCGUACGAGUGUACAGAGUGUGACAAGACCUUCUUCUGCCAGUCGGCCCUCAAUGUGCAUCUGAGAAGCCACACCGGGGAGAAGCCCUAUAAAUGCCGCCAGUGUGGCAAGUUUUUGUGCACGAAGUCUGCCCUCGUCGCGCACCAAGUGAUCCACAGAGGAAAGAAGACUUUCGAGUGUAAUGAGUGCGGGAAGCUUUUCUACCUUAAGACAACACUCACGAUACACCAGAGAACUCACACCGGAGAGAAGCACGGCGCGCUUAGUAAGUGGGGCCGCCCGCCUGCCACAAAGUCAAACUGCAGUGAGCAGAACAGGGCGGACACAAAGGAGAGUCACUACGAGUGUCACGAGCACAAGCGCACAGUCCACAAAAGCUCACGCCGCUUUGCACAUAAGAGAACCAUAUGGGAGAGACCGUACGAAUGUCCCGAGUGUGGGAGGACCUACUGCCGGAAGUCAGCUCUCCGGCACCAUCAGAAGACACACACAGGAGAGAGGCCCUAUGAGUGUAAAGAGUGUGGGAAAACCUUCUGCCAGAAAGUCUCCUUUACCGAGCAUCAGCGAACUCACACUGGGGAAAAACCACAUAAGUGCAAAGAGUGUGGAAAGUCUUUCCGCCAUAAGUCAGCGUUCACAGUGCAUAAGAGGAUUCACACCGGAGAGAAACCGUAUUCAUGUAACGAAUGUGGGAAAAGCUAUCGUCGGCUCUGGACUCUGACUGAGCAUCAGAAAAUACACACAGGGGAGAAGCCCUAUGAAUGUAACACAUGCAAGAAAACAUUUCGCCAUAAAUCAAACUUCCUUUUACAUCAGAAAACUCACAAGAAGUGAAUUCCAAUAAGGCAACAGAUAAUUUACGUACUGCUCAAAUCCUGGAUUGUGCAUCAAGGAGUGAGACCUUGUCAGCAUAUGGGUGAUCAGGGGAUUUUCUGCCGACGUCAGCCCCUAACACCGGAGAGCUCACAUAGGCAACAUACAGUUUAUUUUAUGAAUGUCAGACUUUCAGUGUUACAAUGCAAACAUUCAGCAUUUCAGACACUACACCGGGUGUGCCUGCCUCCCUUCCAAAUCCUGAGACAAAUACGAGUCCUACCUGAUUACCCUCCACAGUCAGUUUACAUAGCGUGUGUUGCCAGACAUGAGCAUCUAGUCUUGAUACACCAGAGCUCUACCAGUUGUCCCUGUGAUAACUGAAUGGUUUCUGUUUAUGAGUUUACCGUAUUCACAGCUCAGACGGUACAGCCUGCUCGUCCUCUGUCCCUGUCGUUGUCUAAUGACAGACCCCAGUCCCUUUAUCUGCAGAAGUGAGGAGGCGGGCUAACCGUAGUUCCCUCGGCCACCCACAGUGUCUCCCUCACGGGAGUGAGCCUUUGCUGAAGCCGAGAGGUGGCGUGUCAGUGCCUCCAGGAGCCUUCAGGUGAGCCGAGGAGACCGCGGGCGCAGGUGCCAUGGGCGCAGGUGCCAUAGUGAGAACAGCAAAGAUGUAAUAAGCUUGAAUAGUGAAGAGGAUCUGGGGAGUGUUUGACGCAAAACACUGUCUCUGCUUCUAGUAUUUUUAAAUACCUCUGUCCCCUUAGUGGUUUGAUUAUUAUGUCAGUGUUUUAAAAAAAAAUCUGGAUUUUUCUAAUGACCACGUCCAUAAGGGUGUUAUUUAGAGUUUACGUAUCAGCUUCUGAGCAAAGGUCUCUGUGGUGCCAAAUAGAAUCACAUAGUGUGGAUGUAUGCCUCUGGCCGGAAUCUGUUCACAUGGGGUUAAUGUCAAGUCCUGUUGGCCAGCCAUCUGUGGAAUUUUCCACAAGCCCAGCCAGCCCUGCUCUCUGAUGGGUUGUUAUUUCCUAGAACACUGAAGUGAGUUUAUUUCAUUGACAAAACAAAGGAGAACCCCUGGGUUUCUUGUCCUGGGCUUUGGCUGUGACCAAGCUGCCAAUGCAGCAUAAUGCUGUCACUUGGCUAAUCAGCCCCUUCCGUGGACAGACUAAGUUGUAUCAUCCAGCUCUGGGUAAUGAGAGUCUCUCUCUGACCUGUCUGCUGCUUCUGGUUGUGAUGUUGGGCUCUUGGGUGGGGAAAGCUGCCCUUUGAGGCCCAUCAGAAAUCCCAAUGUGAACAAAAGCGGUCUAUUUAUUCAGUCUGUAUUUUAUAUCCUGCAGUAAGGUAAAGACAUGCUUGUGGACGCACAUGUAUUCCAUGUAUAUAAUAUAUACUGGAACAUGAAUAUAUGUGUAUCAAUAGUAAUCGUUUCCUGAAAUUUUUAAUAAUUACUUAAAAGAUUUGGUUGCUGCUGCAAAUGGAAUUUUAUCAUCUGUUUUUAAAAUUCCUGGUAGAGGCCUGACGAGGACUGGGAAGGCAACCUGAGUUCAGUCUUUGCGCCCCACAUGAUGGGAGAGAACUGCUUUUCUCGCAAGUUACCCUGCCUUCCACGAGUGUGAUACGGCAUGCACGCACACACAGAAUAAGUAAUGAAAAGGUAAACUGUUUUAAAAACUCACUGAUAGAAUCUUGCGUAUUUUUGUCAGCCUUGUCCGAAUGUUGCCUUGUUUGUAAUUUUCUUUCCUUGCCCUUAGAGCUCUCACAGCUCCUUGUAGAGGAAGUUUCUGGGCUGUUUGGUGUAGGUAUUUUUGCUCUCUGGAAAUCUGUGCCCUAGCUGUCUAGUUGUGCCUUCUGCUUACCCUUGGGUUAUGCAGCCAAUCACGAUUCUGUGAUGACUGAAUUGUUGGCCUUUAUCAGUGCAACUUAGUGUAUAGACGGGAAUGCUGUAUGCUGGGGGAAUGUAUUUUUCAAGUCUGAUGGGAAAAGAAAGUAAGUCCACAAGUGGAGGAACGGUGAACCCCAAACACAGAAAAUAACAAGACACAUCAAAGUAAAACUCUAAGGUCUGGUGAGAAAACUCAGCUGGUAAUGGUGCCUGUUCUGCAAGCCAGCAACCCAGGUCGCUUGUAGAGGUGGACAGAGACCCAGCUCCACAAGUUUGUCCUCUGACCUCGUACGCGAACUGCGGUGCACCCAUGCACACACAGAAUAACAAUAGUUUUUAAAGUUGUUUAAAAAAUUAUGACACAAAAAUUAAAACUAAAUGGAAAAAUAUCUUUAAAAGCAGCCAAAGGGAACAGCAACAUGUAGGGUCUGUGAGCUUCCUACACCUACAGCUUCUGGAAGAAACUACCACCCUAACCAGAAGAACGGAUCUCAUCUCACAGAACCAGGGCAGCAAGUCAGGCCCAGCGCUGCAGGCCUGCCCUCUAGGGACUGUUGGAGGCUGCCUGGGUUUCUGCCGUAUCGUCUGCCUGCAGGUUGUGCCAGCAUGUUCUCACUGCGUGUGUCUUUGUACGUCUGAUCUGGGUUCCAUCUUACUCAAGCAUGACCUCAUCUUAAUGACUGACAUCUGUAACGGCCUUAUUUCCAUAAGGUCACAUUCGAGGUAUUAGAGGCCGUGAGGUAUCUUUUGGUAAAUCCUAAAAUUUACCCCCAUGUUUACCAAAUUAAAAUAACAAUAGAUGUUU
This is a messenger RNA of Arvicola amphibius (Eurasian water vole), 5200 nucleotides long. RefSeq names its product zinc finger protein 334 (gene Znf334). The transcript is spliced from 5 exons. Gene Ontology annotation, biological process: negative regulation of transcription by RNA polymerase II. Bases 453 to 2534 code for a protein of 693 amino acids. Lineage: Eukaryota; Metazoa; Chordata; Mammalia; Rodentia; Cricetidae. The record is from RefSeq and is a predicted model, not a curated record. Gene Ontology annotation, molecular function: DNA-binding transcription repressor activity, RNA polymerase II-specific.